AUGAUUGGUGUUGAAUGUCGAGUCUGCUGUGAGAGGCGCUUAAAGGUUGUUAAGACAUUAGACCGAGGGGUGAACCUACUGGGGAGGGGAGAGAGAAAGCUUCCAGCCGAUUAUGAUCCUGUGACUUUUGAUCCUACUGAGCAUCGUAGUCCUCCAUCAGAAAGGGUAUGGAGGCUCGUUGAUGAAGUAUCAGGACUUACCCUGGUCGAAGUUACAGAAGUGUCUUCGAUUAUUAUGAAGAGGUUGGGCAUGACAGAGCAACCAACGGUUGGAGUUAUGAAGGCAGGGGCUGCUGAAUUGGCAGCAGCUAUGAAGGGACCAGAAGCAGCUAAGGAGGAAAAGAAACCGGAGAAAACUGUUUUUGAACUUAAACUGGAGUCAUUCGAGUCAGCUCAAAAGAUAAAGAUAAUCAAAGAGGUUCGCAGUUCUACUGAUUUGGGACUCAAGGAAGCGAAGGACUUAGUCGAGAAGACUCCUGCUGUUUUCAAGAAGGGAGUAUCAAAGGAAAAAGCCGAACAAAUAAUUGACAAGAUGAAAGCUGUUGGAGCAAAAAUGGCGAAGACUCAACCCUCUUCGAGAAAAAGAAGAAUGGACGAGGCUAUCGAAGAUCCAGACAAGAUAUGCACCUCUUCAAGAAUGAUGAAAAACAAAUCCAUCAACUUUCAUAUGAGAACUGGUAAUUGUACCCAAUUCAUAAACGAACAGGACGGACAAGUGACGAUUAGCCGAGGGGCUCUUGGACCUAAGGAAAUAGAUUGUAGCUGGGUACAAAUAGAUCGGAACGAGUAG
Messenger RNA from Solanum verrucosum, 789 nucleotides. RefSeq lists its product as uncharacterized. The transcript is spliced from 4 exons. Gene Ontology annotation, molecular function: structural constituent of ribosome. Lineage: Eukaryota; Viridiplantae; Streptophyta; Magnoliopsida; Solanales; Solanaceae. Gene Ontology annotation, cellular component: ribosome. Bases 1 to 789 code for a protein of 262 amino acids. The record is from RefSeq and is a predicted model, not a curated record. Gene Ontology annotation, biological process: translation.